Endocarpon pusillum Z07020 is the source of this 663-nucleotide messenger RNA. RefSeq names its product Ras-related protein Rab-6B. The record is from RefSeq and is a predicted model, not a curated record. Gene Ontology annotation, molecular function: GTPase activity; GTP binding. Lineage: Eukaryota; Fungi; Ascomycota; Eurotiomycetes; Verrucariales; Verrucariaceae. The transcript has 3 exons. The coding region runs from base 1 to 663 and encodes 220 amino acids.
AUGGCUCAAGCGGGCGUGGGGUCGUAUUCAAACCCAUUGAAGAAGUUCAAGCUUGUGUUUCUCGGCGAACAAAGUGUUGGAAAGACCUCGCUCAUCACACGCUUCAUGUACGACUCCUUCGACACCACGUAUCAAGCCACGAUUGGCAUUGAUUUUCUCUCAAAGACCAUGUACCUGGAAGACCGGACAGUGCGUCUGCAAUUGUGGGAUACGGCGGGGCAAGAAAGGUUUCGCUCUCUGAUACCUUCUUACAUCCGCGACAGCUCUGUUGCCGUUGUGGUCUAUGAUGUCACAUCGAUGAAAACAUUUCAGCAGACGAAAAAGUGGAUUGACGAUGUGAGAGGAGAAAGGGGCAACGACGUGAUUGUGGUAUUGGUGGGCAAUAAAACCGAUCUGGGCGAUGCGAAAAGAGAGGUUACAACUGCGCAAGGUGAAGAGGAGGCGAAAAAAGCUGGCGCUAUAUUUGUGGAGACGAGUGCGAAGGUUGGGCACAACGUCAAGGCCCUGUUCAGGCGGAUUGCCCAAGCCCUGCCUGGGAUGGAGGGAGACGGGGAAGGUGCAGGGCAGGGGCAACAGGCAAACAGUGAGUAUCAGCGAAGAAUACCGCAUGAUCAAGGAAAUCCACUAAUUAGAUCCCGCUCCAGUGAUCGACGUCGCCAUUAA